Athalia rosae (coleseed sawfly) is the source of this 2104-nucleotide messenger RNA. RefSeq lists its product as uncharacterized. Lineage: Eukaryota; Metazoa; Arthropoda; Insecta; Hymenoptera; Athaliidae. The transcript has 3 exons. The coding region runs from base 261 to 1847 and encodes 528 amino acids. The record is from RefSeq and is a predicted model, not a curated record.
AACGCUCGGGAGCAGGUAGCUAGCGGCAGCUGCAAGCAACCGGUUACUCGGGUUCUAUUGUCAUCCAUGAACGAAAACUUUGAUGUGUGUAGUAGUACCUAAAUUUAUAUACACCCUACUUAUGUAUUUACAAUUUCUAGGAAGUAUAAGUGCAAGAAAUUCUUUGUUUUUCGCCACGUCACUAGUAUGCCUAUGGCAGUUGCGGAGAGCAGUCGAUAGUUGUGCGUUAUUAAAAUAAAUUAUUUCUGAAGUUAUUUAUUAUGGGACGUGAUACGAAAAAAGUUUCGAGAGAAGUUCGGAAAUCUGAAAAUAUCCGUAAGUCGUAUUCAAAGAAACGAAAAAAUGUAUUUAAUCCAAAAACUGCGGAACGUGAUGAAAGUGUUCGGAGUACAUCGUCUAAAAAACUGAAAAAAAAUACUGAAGACGAUGUACCCGAAAGUUGCACUACUGAAUUCCGAAUAAUUAAUUUUAUUACGGUAUUCACUGCCAUUUCUGCUCUUGUGAAAUGUAAAAAAUGUGAUGGAAACAUUGAAUUUCUAACAGCUAGUACACGUGGGCUGGGAUUUAAAAUUGUAGUUUCAUGUAAUAACUGUGACAAUGAAUACAUUCCUUCCUGCUCUUUCAUUGGGCAUUCUUAUGAAAUAAAUAGACGCUUCAUUUUUGUGAUGAGAAUACUAGGGAUAGGAUACGAAGGUUUGUGCAAGUUUUGUGGCCUGAUGGACAUGCCGGCUUUUUUAGAUAAAACUACGCAUACAAUAUUAUUGAAGCAAAUUUUAGAUUGUGGUAAAACCGUUGCAGAAGCCUUGAUGAAAAAAGCUGUGAAUGAAGAAAAAGAAGGAAUUAGUGAAAAUGAAAAUAGGAAUGAUUUGACUGUAUCGGGAGAUGGAACCUGGCAAAAACGGGGAUAUACAUCGGCAUUUGGAGUUUCUUUCAUAAUUGGCUAUUUUACUGGAAAGAUUCUAGAUAUAAACAUUAAAAGUGCUUAUUGUAAGCUAUGUGAAUAUUGGAAAAAGAAACGAAGUACGGUUGAGUUCGAGGAAUGGUAUGAAUUACAUGAAGAUGAGUGUAGUGCUAAUCACAAGGGGUCUUCUGGGAAAAUGGAGGUAGAUGCGAUGAUUGAAAUGUUUCAGCAGUCUGAAACAAAACAUGGAGUUAGAUAUGCAAACUACAUUGGCGAUGGUGAUUCGAAGACCUAUUCGGGAAUUAUAAAAGCAGAUCCUUACAAAAAUACAACCGUAAAUAAAAAGGAAUGUAUAGGCCAUGUUCAAAAGCGGAUGGGGACUCGACUGCGUAAACUGAAACUUCAACAAAAAGGUCUUGGUGGUAAAGGUAAGCUUACAGGAAAAGUAAUAGACAAAUUAACUGUGUAUUAUGGUUUAUCAAUACGUCGUCAUUCCGAUUCUAUCGAAGAUAUGAAAUCUGCUAUUAUGGCAACUUUCCACCACUACGGUUCGACUGAUGAAAAUCCGAAUCAUGGUAUGUGUCCAAAAGGCGAAGAUUCUUGGUGCUCUUACCAGCGCGCUGAAGCAAGUGGAGAGCUUGAUACUUAUACUCAAGAUUAUUCUCCCUUACCUCCUGAUGUUUCAGAAGCUAUUAAACCGAUUUACGACGAUCUCAGUAAUGAUAAUUUACUUUCAAGAUGUGUAGGUGGAUUCAAUCAAAAUAAUAAUGAGAGCUUCAACCAACUAGUGUGGAAAAUAUGCCCAAAAACCAUGAAUACUAGUUUUACUAUCGUACAAAUUGCUGCAUACAUAGCUACAUGUAUAUUUAAUGAAGGAUGCUGCACGUGUGAAAGUGGCAGAUCAGCGCGCCAACGACAAUACUCGGGAAGGCAGAAUGCUUCGUAGGCAACGGCAAAUUGAUGUUUUGGAAACUUCCACAAUGGCUGAAGAACUAUUAUAUGGCCCAGGAAUAGAUGACUCAGUAUGAAUCUCCAAGGACUUAUCAUUGUCACCGCAAGGACCUUUUUUUUGGACUGGGUCAACAGAAACAGCUAUAACUUUGGAAAUUAUAAAUUUUUUUUUUCCAAAUUUUCGUGACUUCAAGUCAAAACAUUGUUUAAUAAGGCCAUAUUAUUACUUUUGUAAAAUAAAAUGAUUUAAUA